AUGUGGCCACAGAAGGACGGUGUCGGGACUAGAAUAAGCUAUGGAGUUAACGGAAAUGCAUUGAUCCAAGCGAAAUCCACAAAGAACGAAGGAGAUGAUAGAGGAAAAAAGGAGGAAAUAGACUACAGUGGUGAUACAAGAAAUGCUUUCUCAUCACCUAUAUUUCCAAGACAACAAUAUGGUGCAAGAGCUUUUUCGAUGCAGGCUGGAAGUCUCGAAACCACCAUUGAUACUACCAAAUUGAGCACAUAUGAUGCUUUGCCAAAUAAUUCCAGUCUAUCCAUGAAAUUGCAGACGGGACUUGUACCUAGAAAUAUGUUGUCUUCUUUAUCCGUGGAAUCACGAGCGUUCGAUACAAAAAAGACCUACAUACCAAAUACUGGGGAGACACUCAAUAUUUUACAAUUUUAUUUGAGAAACAGCAGUCAAAGUAUAAAGGCUUCAGUAUAUGCUACUGGCGAAACAUCCUCGACUAUGCGAAUAUCAACCAUCAAGGAGGACAAUACUCAUUCAUUUUCAUUAGAUAUGGACUUUCGAGAAAACAUUGAACAGAUUGAGGUAUCACAAUGUAAACCAAAGGGUAAGGAAAACCUCGUGCUAGUGAAGACGACCAAUCGAGUUUAUCUAUGUUUGUGUAAAGUGAGAGAAGGGAAUAGUCACCACCGUCAUAAACAUUUAAAAUUAAAAGUCAAUAUUCUUCAGGACAUGAAGUUGCAGUCACCACAGUCUCAUUUGACUUUUUGCAAACGAAAUUGCCGGAAAUUUGCUUCAAUUGAUCACAAGGGACUUUUCACAGUCUAUCAAGUUAGUGAUGACCUUAGUGAUUUCCAAAAGACAUUUGAAGUGCUGCUAGAUUUGGCAAAUAUUGAAACCAAUGGGACUAUGUCAAGCUGGAUCAAUCUUUGUUGGCCAAAAGAUAAAAAGAGAGUUUUAAUUUCAACACGUACAAAUGUUUACGAAUUUGAUUGGAAAAGCUCACACAGUUUUAGGACCUUAAUAACAUCAAAUACAUGGUCAAGAAUUCAUGGUAUAUGCAGCACAACAAAGUUUGUCUUUAUCCUUACAUCAAAAGAGUUAAUUUGGGUGAGUUAUCGCAAACGUUUCCAAAGAUUACUUUCAUGGAAGCAUUACUUAAUGGAAUCCGACCCUACAAAAAGAAUGACAUUGUUGGAAAAUGGCGACAAUUUUCAUAUAUUUUUGACUAGUCAGAUCAGUCCUAUUAUUAUAGUGUAUACAUUUGGAUUAAUUGCUGGAAGGCCGUGUAGUCUAGUUGAUCCGUAUUUGAUUGAUAUUGGGGCUCGUCUGACUAGGCAAUUAAAGUGUAUAUGGAACAACGAGAAGAAAACGGAAAUUUUGUUGUUACACACACUGGUUGACAAUACGAUGAGUACAUGUUUGCUUACCUCGGAAGAUUUUGAUAAUAGUACAAUGCAGACAGUCCCAAACUCAACUAGCUCGCCGAACUCGCCAAUGUCUUUUAUUCUAAAAGAUAAUUCUCGAAUAGACAUUGGUCUUUUCAAGAAAACAUUCACCAAUAUAAAGACACUGUCUAUAAAGCAAAAUUCUGCAGAGGCUUCUGCAAGUACAACUCAGUCAAUUGAAACGAAAAUGAUAUUUGAAAUACAACAACUACCGUCUACCUCGUCUCAUGGCACAUACUCUUCCAUAUUUUACCAGUUGAAAUCAGUUCCUUUCCACAUAAACUAUUUACCUUCCUUCGAUAAAUUAAUAGAGAGUCUCAACAACGGCUCACAAGACGGACUUGUUGACGGACAACGUUCUUUUAGAUUCAAGAAUUUCAUAUACACAGCACUCGAAACACGAGGUGCAAAAUCUAGAGCAGGACCACAAGAGACGAAAUCGUUCCUGGACUUGUUCCAUUCAAUGACGAGUACUAAUUCCGACACAGAUCACCAAGCUCAAAAAGCAGAGACAGCCAUUUGUCUAGGUACUUCUUUAAUCAAAUACCGCGAUGCUGAGCAGCCUAAGCUUGAAAUUGAGUUUCAAGAAACUAAAAACAAUUCAAACCAACAAGUACAAUUGAUUCUCGAUGCAUGGGAUGAACCAGUUGACCAAGUUCAAGAGAGUCCUGUUAAACGAAGAAAGAUGUUAUCAACAGGGGUUACAGACAGUGUGCCCGUUCUAAGGGCAAGUCAAACUGUUACCCAGCAUAAUCUUUAUUCUUCUCAAUCUUUUCAAGACACAUAUUUCACACAAUCUCAGCCUUUAUCACUGCAGGAAAAGCACGAAAAUUCUCAGUCCAAAUUUGGUCUAUCUCAAAGGUCAUCUCAGCGACCUUCACAAGCUUCUAGCCAAAGAUCGAUCAAGAAGAAAAAGAAAAAGAAAGGUGGGUUCUAA
Lodderomyces elongisporus is the source of this 2358-nucleotide messenger RNA. RefSeq lists its product as uncharacterized. Gene Ontology annotation, molecular function: RNA polymerase I transcription regulatory region sequence-specific DNA binding; RNA polymerase I general transcription initiation factor binding. Gene Ontology annotation, cellular component: RNA polymerase I core factor complex. Lineage: Eukaryota; Fungi; Ascomycota; Pichiomycetes; Serinales; Debaryomycetaceae. The record is from RefSeq and is a predicted model, not a curated record. Bases 1 to 2358 code for a protein of 785 amino acids. Gene Ontology annotation, biological process: nucleolar large rRNA transcription by RNA polymerase I. The transcript has a single exon.